GCAUUUGCUUCCGAGGUCGGUUCCAAAAUGAGUCAUGUCAAAAAUGCAUUUUAGCCUAGGGAACGUAGCCAAGGGUUCAGUCUUGCUUCCGGGUAAGCAUGAGAACAUCGGGCUACAACGACCCCCCGCAGCGCUUCCCGCGGGGGUGUGCGUGCAUGCAGAGAAAUGAGAGACUGCGUACCUGGCGUAGACGUAAGAGGAUCGGGCUCCGAUCCUGUGCACCCUUAAUGGGGAGUAAACGCCGUUGAAACCGACGGAGGUUGCUUACACUGGGUCGCGUUGCAAGGAAAACCCACUUCGGACGAAAAGCUUGCAAGUAACUCGGCAACCUGUAGCGUGAAUCCCGAGAGGAUCAUGCUUUGUUGCACCUGGCUGCUGCGGGACAGAGAAAGGAGAACGGAGGGUAGUGAAUCCUUGGCUCCUUUGAGAUGUGAAAUCCUGGUACCAUUCUGGCUCUGGACAGCUUGAAACAUCUUUACUGCUAACCUCCCUUGUCCCUAUGAGUCCUGGAAUCCGUGUGCUUGCUGCAGUGGGACGGCUGUGUUGAAGCACCCGCGGUUUAAGAUGCUGAAGACUGAAGUGCGCUUUCCAUCCAGCAACUUCUGGGUUUCAGGAAUACUGGACUCUUUUCCUCACAAGCCCACAAUGGCGGUGGACGUGGCCAUGCAGCUCUGCCUGCGCACGGCCCCUUUGCGACGAGAGAGCUUCGCCUGCAAGAUAGCCCCAAAGCCCAAGAAACCUUUGCGGCCCUGCAUCCACUUGAACAGCAGCUCUGAACUGAAUGAGCGGGAAGCUGAAAUAAAAGCGUUGCAGAAGAAAGCGAAGAAGAAGGUUUCCUUUGCUGACAGCAGGGGCUUGGCUCUAACGGUGGUUAAAGUGUUCUCAGAAUUUGACAACCCCCACGAUAUUCCAUUCAAUAUCACAGAACUAAUAGACAACAUUGUGGGCCUGACCACAGUGGAGAGAGAUGAUUUUGUCUUGGAUUUUGUACAGCCUUCUGCAGACUAUUUAGAUUUCCGGAAUCGUCUUCAGGCAGAUUAUGUCUGUCUUGAGAACUGCACAUUGAAAGAUAAAGCCAUCAUGGGCACCGUGAAAGUCAGGAAUCUUGCGUUUGAGAAGGCCGUGAAGAUCCGGAUGACAUUUGAUACCUGGAAAACCUUCACAGACUGCCCAUGCCAGUAUGUUAAGGACACAUAUGCAGGUUCAGAUAAGGACACUUUCUCCUUUGAGAUCAGCUUGCCAGAAAGAGUCCAACCCCAUGAAAGGAUAGAGUUUGCAGUGUGUUACGAGUGCGAUGGCAGGGUGUAUUGGGACAGCAACAACGGCCAGAACUACAGGAUCAUACGGUCUGAACUCAAAUCAGCUCGGGAGAUUUCUCAGCCUCAGGAUGAGCCUGGCUUUGGAAUUGCCUUUGACCAGUUCGGAAGCCCGAGGUGCUCCUAUGGCCUGUUUCCCGAGUGGCCAAGCUAUUCAGGGUAUGAAAAGCUCGGGCCCUAUUACUGAAUCAAAGAUGUGCUCUGUGCAAUUACUAUGCAGGAUUCAAAUGAAAAAAACUUGGAGGAGUCUGCUGCAGCGUCACAAUUGCCAAAGGAGGUAUAGUUACAGAAACCGAAAGAAAAAGACUUGUGGAACUCCUGGCUGCCGUGGGCUUAGGAACAGAUGGUCUCCUCAUUGCCUCGGUUAUUAUGAACUCAAACAGCUAAAACAAAGGGGAGAUGCCUUCCUGGACAGGACCACUCACAGCUUCCGUUCAAGCAGUUCUGCUUACAUGUUGUCAUGAGGUACCUCACAGUACUGUGAGCUGUGCGGGGAAACUUUUAUCUCCCUUCAUGUGUGAUAUUCCAGAGUCUAAAUUUGCUACACGUCCCUAAAAUGCUAUUCUGUGCUCGACAAGGAAUGACGGUGGAGAGACUGGCCACUUGGAUGUGGGCGUUGCUCAUAUUUUCCCAUUCUUUCCUAAGCACGUUGCCCAGCUGGGGAGACCAAGACUUUCAAAUGGAAGUGGCUGGAAUUUUAGCUGGAAUGAUGACUCUGCUUCCUUCCAUUUUUGGAAAUACCGUCAUUUGUGGGAUGCUACCAGGCUCACCGUUCUGUCUGAGCGUUUGUAGUUCUAAAAGAGUACAUUGUGUUGUGCGUGUGGGUGGGUGGGUGAGAGCGUGUUGCAGCUGCUGAAGUAGAAAGUCUAUGUGUAGCUCAGUUAUGUAAUUGUGUAGUUUCAGUGUAAAUGUUUGUUAGGAGAGGUGAGGGACUUGCUAUCACAUUUAGGUGCCUUGACAAUGUCUUUGGGUUGGGAGGUGUGAAGAAUAAAUAUUUCUAUUUUUUUAACUCUGACUCUUCAUGCCACUAUGUUAUGUAAGUAUAAGUUCCUUUGGGCCUGGUGAAUUUAGUUGUCUGAUUAGAGAAUUUUUAACGAAUUAUUUUUGUUUCAUGAUGUUAUCAAAUGGCUAUGAAUAGGAUGUUACUGACAAAAUCGAUCAAGGCAUGUCCUUUCAUAGAAAGAAUAUCUGUGGCAGCCAAUUUCAUGCACGGCUGUAGGUGGGACCUAGUUCAGUAGCAGCGUUGUAUGCCAAAGCUCCCCAGUUCAGUCCCCGGAGUCUCCAGGUAGGGCUGAAGCAGGCCAUUACCUGAAAUCUUGGAGAUCAGCUACCUGUCGCAACAGAUGGUCCCUGGCUUAGCUGAAUAACAUGGCCUGGUGCAAAACAGCUUCCCAUGUUCCUGCAGUGUGGGAAGAAGAGGAGCGAAGCAGCAGGGAUAGCCAAAGAAAGGAGAUCAUCCUUGCCCCAAAGCAAUCUAAAUCAUGACUGCUGGUUUUCCCACAAAGUUCCUCCUUGCUUCUCUUCCUGGCAUUUUCAGCCCAGUGCACAGCUGCGGGGAAUUACAGUGAUUCACCGGGAUGCUGCGCUUAAGAGGCGUCCGUGUAACUUCUUGAACACAAAAGGAAGCCUCUCACUGGAAGGCUGACCCAGAGUGGCAUCGGGGUGCAGUGGCGAGGCCAGAAUGCGCCUGCCCUUAUCCCUGCUGACCUUGAGGGAAUGACUGGACAACUCAGAACAUCUGAAAGAGAUCAGCACGGGUGGAGGCUUGCAGCUUAGGCACAAGUGAAUCGAAACGGUGUGGAGAAUCUGGAUUUGGAAGGGGACGUGGAGGAGCCUGAACAGUGCUGUCCCUUGUAGAUCAGCGGCGGCGGCGAGGCCGGUUUCUGCAAAGGGAGCCUGGUGCGGGCUUGCCUGCUUCAUGUGAGGCGAGAGCCUUGUCUUGGCAUGUCAGCUCCAAGUUAAAUAUGGGAAGGGCUCCCCAUGUGCCAUUACUAACUUCUUUAUAAUGCUGAAAAGCCAGCACUUCCUUAUCUCGCUGUAAUGGGCCAUGUCAUUUCAUUUGUUCAGUUUGCAUACAUUGAACUUGAAUUUGUACUUGGCAGGAAAAAUGAGCUGUUGAACACCUGCAGAUUGGCAAUUCCAGCAUAAGUACCCAAGUGAGGUGAUGCCUCAAAGAAAGGGAUCCCUCCAGAGUUGCACUCUGGGGGCCUCAGGCCACAUCCGGCUCCCUGGGAGGUGACACUUCCAUCCUAGUUGGCAGGGGGCUUUCCCAGCAGGCUAUUCGAGCCCCCAGCCACCCUAAUGCGUUAGCUUACCCUUUCUGUUAUGGGAAGGUGGUCCUGCUGGAUAGUUCAAAGUCUUAACAGAGUGACAGAGGAAGCGAUGGACUUCCCAGAGGUGCAGAUGAUAAUAAAGUGGAGCCAUGAGCUUUUGCUGUUAGAGUAAAUGGUUGCAGCCUUUACAGCCUUUGGGUCGGAUCCAGAACCGUCAUGCCACCUGUGGAAGGAUACUGCUGGUAAAAUGACAUUUCCCGUCCUCUGUGCCCCAGUGCACCCUCCACUUCUGGAGAGUGGGGAGGCUGGAGCUGAGGAGACAUGACAAUUCUGCAUCCAAAUGUUUAAAUGCAGGGACUGGGCCCUCCAGAUGUUUGGGGCUACAGGUUGCACCUUCCUGGUGGGAGUUCCAAGCAAAAACAUGUGGAGAGCCACAAGUUGCCCUUCCCUGCCUUAAGGGAAGAAAUACAAGCAUGAUCAAUGCAACCUGUUGGAAUUAAGGCUGCAACUCUGCGCACUCACUAGGGACUGAACGUAAACUUAGCAGGAGAUUUGCCAUCUAUGAAUAGGGUUACACACAGAGUGGAAAAAUAAUGUAAAAUCAAUGUUUGAGAUUGCAGCUACAAUGAUUACAGAACCCCUGUAUAAAACAGUUUCAUCCCCUCGCAUAUUCAGGAAACAGUCACCUUAACAGUCAUAUAAGAAAUCCUCACCUUAGCAGGGAAAGUAUGCCUUUUUUGCACUUUACGCUUGAGUAGAAGUCAUAAAUGCAAACCCCCAACAAAGUGGCAAAUUUGAGCUGUCUGUAAUAAAUGCCAAAUGGAUGCCAAAUGAUUUAGAUUCAUUCAAGGGGGAAAACUGAGUUGCAAUUAACCAAUAAGCUCAUUUCUUGGAUUCGAGGCUUUACCCAGUGAGCAGGCUUUGAAUUAUGUGCCAUCUCCUAUCUAUGGGCCUGAUGUGAGGAUGGGUCAAAAGUAGCCCUAAUCUUGCAUGUCCUGACUAUGCUGAGUCUCUCAUGUGUGAAGCCAGGCUUAACGCUGUAGGCCCAGCUCACAUGAUCUCCUUCCUGCAGGUAAAACUAGCAUUCUGGGGAACUGGACCCAGGACUGCAGUAACUAGGGAAGCUAUCUGGAAGUGAAGAACUCCAGCAAAACUAGUACAGAAAUCAGUUUGGCUGUUCAUUUCAAAGGUUAGAAUCCAGUAUUUUCCAUAAUUCGAUGCUUCUGUGGCUCAGAAUGAUUGGUAGCAUGUGGAACUGGUUUCAGGUGACUUCAGGACAGUAAUUUAUUGUGAAAUUAUUCUAAAUUGUGCCUCGAGGGGUGAGGAUGAUUGCAGGCUUCGCCAAAGCCUGCUGGCGUGUGUAUGUGUGUGUGUAUGUGUAACCUGCUAGGCAGUGGCUAGAGAUAAUACUGUGAAACGUAAACCCGGAACAGUUCUCCCAAGCGCACUUUCAUUUCAGCUCUGUUACUCAUUUUUAAAGCCAACUGCUUGGACCUUUCCCAUCUCUCUUCUCAGUAUGAAUGUAACUGGGGAAUAAUAUUUUUUAUCUUUCAUUUUAUGCUUCAGAGUGCCUUGCAUGUUUUAAAAUAUUUUGUACACAACUGAAAAAUGCACUUUACAAUCACAGUGGGUUUCUUUUCUGUAGUGUUUUCUGAAAUAUCACCUUGGUUUUGUUUUUAUUUGACAUCAAAUAAUAAAUAAAAUGUUACAAAGAA
This is a messenger RNA of Varanus komodoensis (Komodo dragon), 5304 nucleotides long. RefSeq names its product protein phosphatase 1 regulatory subunit 3B (gene PPP1R3B). Gene Ontology annotation, cellular component: protein phosphatase type 1 complex. Gene Ontology annotation, biological process: regulation of glycogen biosynthetic process. Lineage: Eukaryota; Metazoa; Chordata; Lepidosauria; Squamata; Varanidae. Bases 565 to 1503 code for a protein of 312 amino acids. The record is from RefSeq and is a predicted model, not a curated record. The transcript is spliced from 4 exons. Gene Ontology annotation, molecular function: protein phosphatase 1 binding; glycogen binding.